This is a messenger RNA of Cryptotermes secundus, 2447 nucleotides long. Its product is annotated as heat shock 70 kDa protein cognate 4. Gene Ontology annotation, molecular function: ATP-dependent protein folding chaperone; ATP binding; heat shock protein binding. Gene Ontology annotation, biological process: cellular response to unfolded protein; protein refolding; vesicle-mediated transport. NCBI's taxonomy places the organism in Eukaryota, Metazoa, Arthropoda, Insecta, Blattodea, Kalotermitidae. Gene Ontology annotation, cellular component: nucleus; cytosol; cytoplasm. The record is from RefSeq and is a predicted model, not a curated record.
UUUUGCAAGAAGUGUUGGAAGCUACAAAGCAAAAACAAAGCCCCAGAUAUGGCAAAAGCGCCAGCAGUUGGCAUUGAUUUGGGCACAACUUACUCGUGUGUGGGUGUGUUCCAACAUGGCAAAGUUGAAAUCAUUGCAAAUGACCAGGGCAAUCGAACAACGCCAAGUUACGUUGCUUUCACAGAUACAGAAAGAUUGAUCGGUGAUGCAGCAAAGAAUCAAGUGGCCAUGAACCCCAAUAACACAAUUUUUGAUGCAAAACGUCUUAUUGGGCGUCGGUUUGAUGACUCAACAGUGCAAGCUGACAUGAAACAUUGGCCAUUUACUGUUAUAAAUGAAACAGGGAAACCAAAGAUUCAAGUGCAGUACAAAGGAGAAAGUAAGACUUUCUUCCCUGAGGAGGUCAGCUCCAUGGUACUGACCAAGAUGAAAGAGACUGCAGAGGCCUAUUUGGGCAAAUCUGUAACUAGUGCAGUCAUCACAGUUCCUGCCUACUUCAAUGAUUCCCAGAGGCAAGCCACUAAGGAUUCGGGUGCUAUCGCAGGACUAAAUGUCCUCAGGAUUAUCAACGAGCCCACAGCAGCAGCUAUUGCCUAUGGUCUUGACAAGAAGGGUCAUGGGGAACGUAAUGUCCUUAUUUUCGACUUGGGUGGCGGUACCUUUGAUGUCUCCAUCCUUACGAUUGAAGAUGGAAUCUUCGAAGUCAAGUCUACUGCUGGCGAUACUCAUCUGGGUGGCGAAGACUUCGACAACCGAAUGGUGAACCACUUCGUCCAAGAAUUCAAGCGCAAAUACAAAAAGGACCUAACAUCUAACAAGCGUGCUGUUAGAAGACUGCGCACUGCCUGUGAGCGCGCAAAGCGCACGCUUUCUUCCUCCACCCAAGCCAGCAUUGAGAUUGAUUCGCUGUUUGAGGGUAUCGACUUCUACACAUCCAUUACCCGAGCCAGGUUCGAGGAACUGAAUGCAGACUUGUUCCGCAGUACCAUGGAGCCAGUUGAAAAGUCCCUUCGAGAUGCCAAGAUGGACAAAGCACAGAUCCAUGACAUUGUCCUGGUUGGUGGAUCAACCCGUAUUCCAAAGGUACAGAAACUCUUGCAGGAUUUCUUCAAUGGGAAGGAAUUGAACAAGUCUAUCAACCCUGAUGAGGCAGUGGCAUAUGGUGCAGCUGUACAGGCAGCAAUUCUGGCGGGAGAUAAGUCUGAGGAGGUGCAGGACCUGCUUCUGUUGGAUGUGACACCCCUUUCUCUUGGUAUUGAGACAGCCGGAGGGGUGAUGACUGUGCUCAUAAAGCGCAACACGACCAUCCCCACAAAACAGACACAGACAUUUACUACCUACUCAGACAACCAACCAGGUGUCCUGAUUCAGGUGUACGAGGGUGAACGAGCGAUGACCAAAGACAACAACCUUCUUGGAAAGUUUGAGCUGACUGGUAUUCCUCCCGCACCACGUGGCGUUCCACAGAUUGAGGUCACAUUUGAUAUUGAUGCCAAUGGUAUUCUGAACGUGACUGCUGUGGAGAAGUCAACAGGGAAAGAAAACAAGAUCACAAUCACCAAUGAUAAGGGCAGACUCAGCAAAGAGGAGAUAGAACGCAUGGUGAACGAUGCAGAGAAAUACCGAGCUGAGGACGAGAAGCAGAAGCAGACCAUUUCUGCCAAGAACGCCCUAGAGUCGUACUGUUUCAACAUGAAGAGUGCCGUGGAGGAUGAGAAGCUGAAGGACAAGAUAUCCGAAUCUGACAAAACUACCAUCAUGGACAAAUGCAAUGAGGUUAUCCGUUGGCUGGAUGCUAAUCAUCUUGCCGAGAAAGAAGAGUUUGAGUCUCAACAGAAGGAAUUGGAAGCAGUUUGCAAUCCCAUCAUGACAAAACUGUACCAGGGAGCUGGUGGCAUGCCAGGAGGGAUGCCUGGGGGUUUCCCAGGUGCAGGGGGGCCUGCACCAGGGGCUGGAGGAGCAGCUGGAGCAGGACCAACUAUUGAAGAAGUAGAUUAAAAAUGAUGGAAUCCCAAAAUAUAUUAACGCCAAGCUGUAAGGCCAAGGCUGGCUUCUUCAGAUUUCCAUGUGAAUAAUAAUUUUGUCAUACAUUACAAGUUUGUUCAGGGUCACAGUACUAUGUUGUGUUUGCUAGAUACUUGGAACUAUGUAACAGCUGUUUAUGCAAUUAUUUAUUGAAUUACAAUUAAAAGCACACGUUCCUUAUAUUUUUGAAGUUUUAAAACUAUGUAACAGCUGUUUAUGCAAUUAUUUAUUGAAUUACAAUUAAAAGCACACGUUCCUUAUAUUUUUGAAGUUUUAAAACUAUGUAACAGCUGUUUAUGCAAUUAUUUAUUGAAUUACAAUUAAAAGCACACGUUCCUUAUAUUUUUGAAGUUUUAAAACUAUGUAACAGCUGUUUAUGCAAUUAUUUAUUGAAUUACAAUUAAAAGCGCACGUUCCUUAUA